Messenger RNA from Physella acuta, 613 nucleotides. Its product is annotated as baculoviral IAP repeat-containing protein 5-like. NCBI's taxonomy places the organism in Eukaryota, Metazoa, Mollusca, Gastropoda, Physidae. The record is from RefSeq and is a predicted model, not a curated record.
AUGCUUAUGUUUAUUGAGAAGGAGAGGCUUAAGACGUUUAAAGGAUGGCCAAAUGAUAGUUCUUGGCACUGUACUCCAGAAAAGCUUGCACAAGCUGGAUUUUACUUCAGCCGAUGUUCUGAUUGUCCUGACAAUGUGUGCUGCAUAUUCUGCCUGAAAGAAUUAGAUGGGUGGGAGCCAGAUGAUGAUCCAGUCAAAGAACACACAAAGCAUUCACCCAAAUGUCCCUUUUUUACUCUGAAGAAGCCAGUUGAAAAUCUUACUACCACUGAAUUUGUAAAAUUAGCCAUGGAAAUAUUGAUGAUAAAGACCGAGAAAAUUUUUGACAAAAAUAUCAAGGAGUUUGAAGAGCAAGGCAAAGUGAACAGAAUGCAAUAUCAGAUCACAUAAAUGGAAACUAAUGUAAAGAACAUGACUCACAUUUGUAUAUACUUGCCUUUGUUGCUAAUGCAUUUUAAAAAUAAAACCUUGUAUACAAUAAUUGGUUGAGUUGUCACAGUGCCUAAUACGUUUUGCCUUAUUAUGUCAUUAGCAUCACAUUCAUACAAUACAUUGUUUUACAUUCAUCAUGUCCUAAUCAACAUCUGGUAUUGAAGUAUCGCUUUUGUAAUAA